AACAUAGAACAUGUCUUUGUCAGCUGAAUAGCUGAGUUGCUAGCAUUAUUUCAUUGCUGAAGUUGGUCAACAGUCUACCCAGUUGUUAAAAUCUUCCAAUCCUUCAUGUAUAAGUUGCUAAUAUAGUAGUAUUGUAAAGCUUAUUUAUUGCACUUGAACACAGUAGAAUUACACAAAAAAAACCCUACUUAAAUCAGUAUUGAAGACAAUGAGGAGUGAAGAUUCGCGGAGGCAGAGCAAGGAAAGGACAACCAAAUGUCAACAUUGUAUAUUCUGCAAACAGUAACAAAAUAGUGCUGGGAACUCUCAUUUCAUUUACACUAUACAUUCUCAUCGACAUCAAACAUUAUGCCAAAAAGCAGAUUCAGUUCAUGUAAGUGUUGAGACGAGUGAUGAAACGUGUCUCCCACUGAAAACGCAUCGUCCAGCUGAAGAGAAUAAGCUUUCUGGGAUUUCCUUACAUUUAUGAUUGAGCAUGCAUCGAGACAUCAAAGAAUAAUGGUCUCAGUUUACACAGAACAAGAGUGCAUGCUGCAUUCAUUCUCUGCACAUUUGCAUCUUCUUGUAGAAUGCUCUUAAAAUCAGAAUCUUAAGAGGAUUUACUUUUACAUUAUCCAGUUCUCCUCAAAGUACAGCAGGCAUUCAGUAAGACUAGACUAAAACUUCAAUACGACACAUAAAUUGUGGAAUCUGCUUUUUACAGAUUGUGUUGCCAUAAUCUGCAACAAACGUUAUUUAUUAGUUUGAUAUAGAUGAAGGUUCUAUUUUGAACUGUUUGUGACUUUUAGUGUGAGUGCGCUGAGAUGGUUGGAAAUGCAUGUGAAUCAGAUGUAAAUAGUGCGACAGCGCCCUCUCUUGGUUAUGACCGGUUAUACGUUUACCUUCGUUGUGUCCCCUUUGCAUUAAAGUCUCAGAGUGGAUUACUUCAUUUCCCUUGUUUUAAACGUGGUAGAAAAUGGUGAUGUAAAAGAUAGUAAUAAUUAACUGUGACAGAAUAAAUAUAUUUCAUUUAUUUGCAAAAAGUCAAAGUCAAAAUACUGAUAAUAAACCACCAUUUUCAAGAAGUUUCAAGAACUUUGCUCUUUCUUUUUUUGCUUUCCCCAUUAAUUAUCACAUGGCCUAACAGGUGUAUUUGGGGACCCUUAAGGGCCUGACCCCAGGGUGGAGAACUGUGAAAAUCAGUUCCAUGCUGACCAGAUACAUUCGAAUACUGCGUUUGCUUCAGUGCAUUAAUAUUGUUAAGUCACAUUUCACUAUAUAUAUCAGGUCUUAAGCUUCUAUAUCUUAGAAGAAUUAUAUUGUUGUUUGAUGUUUAGUCAUAUAGAUUUAUAGCAUUUUCACAUCACUCAUUUCAAAGUUUCUGAUUUACCCGCCCAUUUUCGGUUGGAGAUGACGUAGGGAAAGGGGGCGGUUCCAGAGCGGCCGGUUACUUUGACUGCAGCGGCAAGAAAUCAUUUGGACGGUGAAUUUCACUUUUCCUUUUUGGGAACGAAUGAAGUAGUGUUCGAAGGAUUUUCUCAUCACCAUGAAGCGGAGAAGCAAUACCAACGUCACCAGGAGGAGUUCAACAAUUAAAAGGCGCAGUGAGAAUUUGCGUUUUGAUGAAUUCGGCUUUGCUCUCACUAAAAAAAAGGACCAGAAACUUCAUCACCGGUGUCACGAUUACAGCUACCCCCCGCUGAGCUCAGUGAGGGUGAAAGAGCUGUGUGAGCUGCUCAGCUACUGGAAUGGAGCCAGCUUUAUCUGCAAGAGCCAAAUUGAGCGAUUUAUCAAAAUGGGUAUCCCUCCAAGCCUGCGCGGCAGAGUAUGGAAGUGCCUGCUUACCACUGAUAUUUUGAGAGAUGCCAGUGACUUCAACUACCAGACAUGUUUGUCUGAGGUGCGAGGACCUUUGGUCGACCUGGGAGUCAGUGAAUACGGCAUCUUGUCUGCAAUCACUACACUGAGCGACACUCAGAACAACCUGGGCUUAAACCGUCAACAGUCCACCAGCCCUUCAAAGCCCCGCUACUCUGUCGAUGACAUCACACUCUUCAGACAAAUCGCCCUGGACCUGCAGCGUUCCUUCCCUACUCAUCGGUCCUUGAUGGGAGAAAGUCCCGAGGCCAUCGAGGGUCAAGCGAAACUCUUCAGGGUCCUAAUCGCCUGCGCCAAAUACAACCCAAAGGUUGGAUACACCCAAGGGAUGUCCUACAUAGCAGCAGUGCUGCUGAUGGAGUUGGGGGAGGAGGAGGCCUUUUGGGCUCUGGUGGCUUUGUUGGAUAAACCCAAAUAUCUGGGUGAAAUGUUUGACCUUAGUCUCACCAAGGUGCAGCACCAGGUAAAGGUGUUUGACCAGUUCUUAAAACACAGGAAGCCCGAGCUCUCCAAGCACAUGGAGUCAGUGGGAAUCUUGUCAGUCCACUUUGUGAUGCCGUGGUUCCUGACCCUUUUCACUUCCCUGCCCUGCUGGGACUCUGUUCUGGCUGUCUGGGAUCUCAUCAUUCUACACGGCUUGUCAGCUGUCUUCCGUACCGCUCUGACCAUUGUUGAGCUCUUGGAGCCCCGACUAAUGGACCUGAAGGAUGAAGGAGCAAUAUUACCCCUUCUGUUAAGAGUACCUGUUGAUGUGGCCCAGUAUACUGUGUUGGUUCCUGCCCUGUGGAAUACAGAGGUCCAAGACUGGGAGCUUAAAUGCAUGAACAGCCUGGAGCUGGAUGAAAGCCACAAUGAACCAAAAGCAGAACAAAGUGAAACUCAGGGCACACUGUCUGGUGAAGUCACCAAAGGAAAAGAGAAAGAAAAUGUAUCACCAUCAUCUGUGGGAGAAAAGACCACUGAGAAGGUCACACUUCCAGGUGCUGUAAAUAUACUGACACGGGUGAUGCGCCUGGCUCAACGGCACCUUUUGGACCCAAUGGGGCGACAGCGGGUCGAAAAAAAGAGUUCACAAACACAGGCAGCACCCAGACAGCAGAGUCCUGCAACUGGACGCUUCUGCGGGAGUCGGACUUCGGCUUCAUUAACACAAGCGCAGAUUCGAUCCAGGAGGCGAACGCAGCAGAGAGGCGUCACGAAUCAGCCAGUAGUGGAGGAGAGCAGUGACGAUGUUACUGUGGGAGAUGCAGAAGAUUGCGAAAAAACUGAAGGGUCAGAGCAAACUUUAAAGAGGUCAGGUACAGGACCUGUUUGCAAGGUGGUUCACGGUCGGAGCAAUCACAGCAGAGUCAAGUCUUUCCGUCGUCUUCGAAGCGUCAAGAGCCCAGUUAAGCAGGCCCCUCCCCCCGCUUCAUCCUCCACUGUUCCCGCUUCAUCCUCCACUCUUCCAUCUACCCGUAGUCCACCUUCUACUCUUCAGCCCUCCAGUGUUCCUAAAAGUGGGGAGCAGAACGACUCGCCCAGGACAGCUCUCAUCAAGGAGUUGUCAUCCAGACAGCAGAACAGCUUCCCGUUCAGGAAGGCCAAAGAGUCGAAGCUGAUCUGACACUGAAGGAAGAAGAAAAGAUGUGAUGGAACAAGGGAGGAAUACAGUGCUUAAACCUUACUAUGUAGUUUGGUUUGGGAUCUGGAAUAGUUGGUAAAGGAUGUGUGAUUAAGUUGCACCUCAAACACGCCCAGAUCAUCUGAGGUCAAUCUGAUUUUAUAGUUUGUGCUGAGCUGUAUAGCCAAUCUCAGAUCAGCCGCAGUGUGAAACCUGCUAACUGUUUUAUGUAGUUUGAUUGUGUAACUGAAAUUUUAUUGUGUGCUUAUUUUCUGUCUACUGGUGCAAUGUAUUUCUUCUAGUUGAAUCAUAAAUGCUUAACACUGACAUUUUAUUCCCUUUAGCAGCUGACACUAAUAAAUUAUGAUAUUGUUUUUGAAAGUGACACGUUAUUUAUUUAGGAGCAUGCCCAAACUGCACUCUGCGUUGGUUGUGCCAGUUUUUCAUCAGACUAUCAAAACCACCGUCUUACUAUGUAAUUAUUUUGAACCAGUAUUGGAACUCUUAUCAGUCACACCCAGAAAGUGUCACCAGUGCUCAGUCUUUGAUGUUUGUGUUCACUGCAUUUAAAUUGAGUGCAAAAAGCUUUGGAAAUUGGGUCAGUUUGACUGGUUAUUGGUCAAGUCAAGUCAACUUUAUUGUCAAUUCUGCCACAUGUACAGGACAUACAGA
Messenger RNA from Haplochromis burtoni (Burton's mouthbrooder), 4132 nucleotides. RefSeq names its product TBC1 domain family member 10B. The coding region runs from base 1526 to 3463 and encodes 645 amino acids. The record is from RefSeq and is a predicted model, not a curated record. The transcript is spliced from 15 exons. NCBI's taxonomy places the organism in Eukaryota, Metazoa, Chordata, Actinopteri, Cichliformes, Cichlidae.